Messenger RNA from Saccharomyces paradoxus, 441 nucleotides. RefSeq names its product mitochondrial 54S ribosomal protein mL49 (gene IMG2). NCBI's taxonomy places the organism in Eukaryota, Fungi, Ascomycota, Saccharomycetes, Saccharomycetales, Saccharomycetaceae. Gene Ontology annotation, molecular function: structural constituent of ribosome. The record is from RefSeq and is a predicted model, not a curated record. Gene Ontology annotation, cellular component: ribosome; mitochondrial large ribosomal subunit. Gene Ontology annotation, biological process: translation. The transcript has a single exon. The coding region runs from base 1 to 441 and encodes 146 amino acids.
AUGAUCAGGUCGUGUGCUACUAAAUGUUUUGCUAGAGGGAAGUGCUUUCCAGGGUCUGCUACUGCUUCGAUAUACCAGACGUUAAGAUUGGUGUCCACUAAUUCAAAUAAAGCUCCUGAGGCGCCAAUUUUUCCAAGAUUGGAAGACGUGAAAAUGGAUGAACUCAUAGGAAACAACAAUUUCGGUAAAAAGACCUAUUACGUGGAAAGAAGCAGGACCGGAAAUCUACCGGUGUAUUCCGCUUAUAAAAAUGGUGGUAACAAGAUUAUUACGGAGAUCAGAAAAAUUGAAGGAGAUAUAAUUCAAUUAAGAAAUGACUUGCAGGACCAACUGCCUUUCAUACCCAAGGAAUCAUGGUCGGUGGUGAUGCAAUCGAAAAAAAUCAUUAUUAAAGGUAAUGCUGUAGAAGCAGUCAAAAGGGUAUUAACCAAGAAAUUUUAG